Molecule: messenger RNA, 3778 nt
Organism: Metopolophium dirhodum (rose-grain aphid)
Lineage: Eukaryota; Metazoa; Arthropoda; Insecta; Hemiptera; Aphididae
Gene: kek1
Product: leucine-rich repeat-containing protein 24
Exons: 2
Coding region: 509-2518 (669 amino acids)
Molecular function (GO): protein binding
Source: RefSeq, a predicted model, not a curated record
GUCGACCGUCGGACAUCGUUUGGAUUACGUGUGGCCGUGUGCGAUUGUCGUUUCGUCGUCGUCGUCGUCUCGCGUAGCGUUUGUCUCGCUUAAUAGAGUGGAUAUAUUUUUAUUUUAUUUUUUCGGAUAUCCCGACAGAGAUUUCGUUCGUCAUCCCCCACGGCGUUCUAACGGUGUUAUUGUUUUUUUUUUUUUUGUUUUAGUUUUUAAACCGUGUACGGAAUAUAGUGAUCGACGUCCGGCGGUGCGUGAGUACAAUUAUAAUAAUAAAAUUAACGUUAUUCGAACAGAGGUGUGCCGCACGUCAUACACCGUCAUCGUUUUGAAAACUUCAACUUACCGACCGUCGCGGUAAAUCAUUUCGUCACACUUUCGCGCGCGUUUCGAUGCGCGUGGCGGUGGCGAUCGGUCGCGCGGGCGUCACUCGUGUGGCCGGCGUCGUGACGACGUCGGCGCCGUCACCGCCGUCGUCCAGCGGCCACGCUCGGGCGACGGGCCACGUCGCGUGAUGGCCCGCUGGUGGCAGCUGUGGCUGGCGGCCGCGGUGCUGGCGGCCGCCGGCGUAACCGCCGUCCGGGCCGACGCUUGCCCGGACGCGUGCCAGUGCAAGUGGAAGGGCGGCAAGCAGAGCGUCGAGUGCCGCGACAAGUCGCUGAUCACGGUGCCGACGGGCAUCGAUGCGGCCACGCAGGUGCUGGACGUGUCCGGUAAUAACCUGCAGAUACUUCCGGGAAGUGCGUUCGCCCGGGUCGGCCUGCUCAACCUGCAGCGUGUGUACAUGUCCCGGUGUCGGAUCGGGCAGAUCGACGGACGGGCGCUCCGGGGGCUGACCAACGCGGUGGAGAUCGACCUGUCCCGGAACAUGCUGACCGCGGUGCCCACGGCCACGUUGGCUGACGUGCCGCUGCUCCGGGACCUGUCGCUGGCCGGAAACCCCAUACAGCGCGUAGGGCCGGAAGCGUUCCGGCAGUGCACCGGCCUCGUCCGGUUGGACCUGUCCGGGUGUGAGCUGCACGAGAUCGCGGCCAGCGCGUUCGUAGGCAUCGACAGACUGGAGACGCUCAAGUUGAACAACAACCGGCUGACCGAGCUGAUGGCCGGCACGGUGGCCACGCUGCACAAGGUGCAUGGCGUCGAGCUGCAUGAGAACCCGUGGCAUUGCGACUGCCGCAUGCGGCCAGUCAAGGUGUGGCUCACCGACAACAACGUGCCGACGGCUGUCGAUCCGGCGUGCGCAAGCGGCCCGGGCCGCGUGGCCAACCGUACGUUUUCCGCACUGGCCGCCGAUGACUUUGCGUGCCAACCCGACAUCCUGCGGCAGGAUGACCAAACCGUGCAGGCGGCCACCGGCGACAACGCGUCCGUCUCGUGCCGCGUCCACUCGUCGCCGGCCGCCAAAGUUUCGUGGUACUGGAACGGUCGGCCACUGGCCAACAACACGGCGUUCGGCCCGUUCCAGAGGGUGUUCAUGACCGACGACCGGACGGCUACCGGUGGUGGCACCGGGCACAGUUCACUGCUGCUCACUAACGUUCAGCCGUCCGACUCGGGACAGUUCCUGUGCGUGGCCGAAAACCGGGCCGGUCGGGCUGAGGCCAACUUCACGCUGGUCGUCACCCGGCUCGGUGGGCUCGCAUUCCUGGCCAACGGUCAGGUGGCCGGCCUCAGCGUGUUCCUGGUGUUCCUAAUCGUCACCAUACUGUUGGUCAUCGUUUACCUACUGGUGCGGAUCAAGCGGCUGCCACCCUCGUCCACCCGGUCCGACGGCAAGCCGCAGCAUCUGGUCACCACUGCUGCGUCGGCGACCAGCAAUGGUACGGCCGCCGUGGUUGUGCAGGUCAAGCAGCCCGCGUCCGGUCAGGCCACCUCCCCAGCCACCACCACGGUCGUUUCGUCGGUGGCGGCGGCGGUCGGCGGUCCGUACGGUGGACUCAGCGGCGGGUUCGACCAAGUGACGGCCGCGGAGCCCGUGGUCGGCGGGGUCAGAAGACCCGCGAAGCUCACUGAACUAUCGUUCGCCACCGACCACUACGAUACCGGUGGUUUUGGCCACGGCGGCGUGCUGGACGCCGGCCGGACCGUGCUAUACCGGAGCCAGCCGUCCAAUCCGGACCUGAUAGUGGACGCGCCCGAACAGCAUUCACCUCAGUCUCAGCUGCCUGGCGCCGUACACUCUCAGCUCCAUCAGCAGGCUAGGAGGUCAGCGAGCGGCGAGUACAGGAGGACGGCUGACGAUUCGCUCUACUCGCCUGGUUUUUGGACGCCGUCUGACGCGGCGGCCAACGACCGGACGCCGAUCAUCGAGAAGUCGCCGCCGCUGCCCGCGCAGUCGGUGGCGGUCGUCUGCAGCGCCAGAGAAACGGUGAUGGUGGCCGCGGCGCCGGACCCGAAGGCGGCCAGUCUCAGGGUGUGGAAACACGGGGUGCAAGUGAUGCCGCCGCUGAGCGCGCUCAAGCGGGCCCUGAACAAGGGGUCGCCGGACGAAGGAUACCAGGAAGGAUGCGGAACCGACGUUUGAUCUCGACCGACGCUCUUAAGUGAAAGAAAACUCACUGGCAAUGGGCGAAUGUUGUGUUUGGUCGUAUAUUAUAGAGGUAUUCAGAGGAAAACGUUCCGAAUAAAACAAACAUCUCAACAAUCGCCUCUGUGAAACGUCGAACAUUACCUACCUACUACGAGAUCUACAUCAACUCCAGUUGAACGUUUUAAAAGCACGAAAUCCUGUCGCGUGCACGUGCCAUUGUAAAUAUUUGUCUUAGAUAUUAUUAUUAUUAUUAUAAUAAAAACGCUGUGCCAUAAUAUUAUAUUAUAUCCUUCCAAAAACGGUUUCUCGGUCGGUUAAAUUUAAUUAAAACCUCCUACGCGGCAGUGGCGGUCCGCAUUAUCUCACACGGUAGCCUCAGUCUAUCCUCCGUUAGAUCGUUCGUAUUGUUCGAUGAAAUUCCAAAUUUUACGCGAACAACGCUCGUAAAACUAUAGCUGAUGGCGUUUGCGGUACCGUGCACUCUAAUCGAUACGCGUAUAUUACGAAUGCUCGUGUUACUACGCACGUAUAUAAUAGUAUAUAGUAUAUGUAUAUAAUAUGUAUAAAUGCAAACCACGUCGUGUUUAGAGAGGGAUAGAGAGAGAGAGAGAGAGAGAAAGAAAAAGAAAAAAUCCUCCGUCUCACCACGGCUCCGUUUCGAGGGUUAAUCAGUCACGCUGUGCGGACAACGAAAAAAAAAAACCCGUUUGACCCUAUAUCGAUGAGAAGAGAGAAAGCUGGUAACUUUAACAGUUUCGAGAAAAAAACUGUAAGUGAAUAUAUAUAUAUAUAUUCUGUAUAUUCAUAUAUAUAGAAUUUAGAAUCGAAUUUAGUGCGAAGUCGACAUCAUAAUAGUGUUUGACAAAACGUAUUUAUCGCAACGGCCAUCCGAUCGGUCAUUUCUCUAUUAUAUCGGUGUCAAACAAGACUAUCAAAGGCGUACGACAAACCAUUAUUUAUUGACCACUUAUCAUCCCAAUUACCACUCAGUUUUCGUGACGAUUAUUGGCCGUUUAAGUUCAGAUGUGCCUGUUCGGAGGGAAAAGUUCAACGUUACGACUCACUGCUCUUUCCCUUACACACACCACAGGAAAAAAAAUGGGUCCGACCGUUGUCGUGUGUUCAGUAUACGACAAUUUACGAGCUCGAGAUGUAGGUACACCGUAAUAGUUAAACCGUUCGCAUUUAAAAUACCUCGAGAAAAACGUUCAUGUGAGUAUAUGGAACGGCGGACGUCUUGCCAAUACUAUAUAG